AUGUCCAAUGAGCCGCUGUUGAAAAGCUGGGCUGCAGUGGAAAGGGCUAUGGCCUUCCAAAAAAUGCAUGAGUACUCCAAUCAGAUCUCGACUGUGCCCGGUCUUGGUGCACCCCGCAGAUUACACGACUUUGACGAGGAAGUUCCCAUGGAACUACUCAGUGGUACACUCGGUGGCGGCCAAGACCUAGCCUCGUAUUUCCGGCGGGGUUAUGACAUGAAUCCUCGAGAGGCGACUGAAUUCAUCCGUGUGAAGAUUGGCACGGACGCGGUGGAAAAGAUAGAACACCUUAUCAAGAGACAACGCGCGGCUAAGGGUGGUUACACACCUGUGUGCUCGCUGCCUAAAAAGAGCCUCGAUCACAGUGACCUGGUUCAACUUAAGGGAGCCAUAUUGAAGAAGACUCUAUCAUGCAAGGUACCUGUUUUUAUCGUCACUAAAUUCACUAGGGAUAAUGUCGAGGUCGGACUGGUCGUGAACGUGGUGUUGAACUCCCACGUGAGGUCGUACAUGAGGGAUGACGAUAUGCAGCAGCUGAUCAUGUUCUUUGUCGCUGGAUAUUCCCCUGACACGUUAACGGUUGAAUUCCGGAAAAGUGCUGGUAAAUCUACAAACGAAGUCUUGCAAGAUUUCGUUGAAGUAGCGAAGAAUAUUCUACGAGACUUGGAAUUCGAGGCGUUGAGUGGCAGUGAAUCGAUGGACCCGGGAGCACACCCAGUUGAGUCUAUCGAAAGCGCCUCGGUGGAGGUUCGUGUUAGAGAAGCAGAACGUCGAGCUGCAGAGCUUCCUACUGCGCCUGGAGCGGCGAUUACGUUCAUCAGCGUACCAGCGACACACAGUGAGGCGCAGAUUAGGGCUGCUAUAGAGCAACUCAACGAGGACUUGGCGGGAACCGGAUCAGUACGUGCCGAAUGUUUCCAGGUCGACAGUACAGGCCGGAAACUGAGAUCUGGCAUGCUGAUGGGGAACUGGUUCGGGCUCCGGAUCAGAGGUGUCUGUAGUGGGGCGUCGAAGAAGCUGCAAUCUUUACAAACUGUUGGAUUCAUCAACUACUUUGGCAAGCAGAGAUUCGGCUUCGAACUCAACGGAGUUUCUCUGCCAGUCCUUGUUGGCGGGUCCUUGCUAUCGGGCGACAUCAAACGGGCAUUGCAAUUGUGGGCUUGGCCCUCCGAUGUGGACAAGGGCUCCAUUCAUGGGAUAUACGAGGAAUGGCUGUGCGAUGGACGUGCUAGCAAGGCUCUUCAGCGAAUAAGGACCCUACCCAGUGCUAUGCGAGAGAAGCUCACACUAUGGGAACGGGUGCUCGAGCAUGUUGGGGACAAUGCUGGGGAGCCUCAAUACCGUGAGGCUAUCAAGCAUCUCAACCUUCCCAAGGCGAUGCUGCAUUUGUUCCCAACAGCAUAUUCCGCCUGUCUGUGGAACCGUCUUGCGAGCAGGCGCAUACGAGAUGGCGGCCUCCGGGUUCGAGUUGGAGAUCUUGUGGCUAUCGGAGCGGGUGAAAACUUCGAGGAGCUCAAGCGCGUUGAAUCUGACGAGGAAGCUAACCAAUACGGCCUCGGCGAUGUACGCUUACCGCAGCUGGGCCUGCAGCGCGAGGGAAUCUGCCCUAUAAAGGACGCAGGAGUUGAUGUGGAGCAGUUGUAA
Messenger RNA from Perkinsus marinus ATCC 50983, 1644 nucleotides. RefSeq names its product tRNA pseudouridine synthase D, putative. Bases 1 to 1644 code for a protein of 547 amino acids. Gene Ontology annotation, molecular function: pseudouridine synthase activity; RNA binding. The transcript has 13 exons. Lineage: Eukaryota; Perkinsozoa; Perkinsida; Perkinsidae. Gene Ontology annotation, biological process: pseudouridine synthesis. Gene Ontology annotation, cellular component: nucleus. The record is from RefSeq and is a predicted model, not a curated record.